GUCGCGACCCACAGGUUGAGAACCGCUAUCUGUACUUUGGAGGGUCGCCACACCACUUGGUUUCUUUCCAUCUCUCUCCAUCAGGCACAGAGGGACCCUCGGGCACAGACGGGAGCCUGCACCUCACUUCCAGAGCCUGGAAGGUGCAGUGGAUGUCCGCGCAGGCGCGCCCCCCCGCGGCGGCGCGCUCCAGGCGGAAGUGAAGUCCGAGGCCCGGCUGCGCAGCUUGGGCAGGGAGCGCGGGCUGUGGAGAGGCAGGCCAGGCGGAGGCAGCGGGGUCGGCGGAGACGGAGCUUCAAAGUUCAACCCACGCAAAGAAGCAAGCCCCCCGGUGUUUGCCCCUUGCGGAGCCCCUUCGCCAAGCCGGUCCUCCAGACCCAGGACGCCACCAAAGCGCGUUCUCAAAGUCAUGAAUCCUGUUUAUAGUCCUAGUUCUUCUGGGGUUCCCUAUACAAAUGCCAAAGGAAUUGGUUAUCCAGCUGGUUUCCCCAUGAGCUAUGCAGCAGCAGCUCCUGCCUACUCCCCCAGCAUGUACCCUGGAGCAAAUCCUACCUUCCAAACAGGUUACACUCCUGGCACACCUUAUAAAGUGUCCUGUUCCCCCACCAGCGGGGCGGUUCCACCAUAUUCCUCCUCCCCCAACCCAUACCAGACUGCUGUAUACCCUGUGCGAAGUGCCUACCCCCAGCAAAGCCCAUAUGCACAGCAAGGCACAUUCUACACACAGCACCUGUAUGCAGCACCCCCUCACGUCAUCCACCACACCACAGUGGUGCAGCCCAACGGCAUGCCGGCGACAAUGUACCCUGCUCCCAUCCCUCCUCCAAGAGGCAACGGGGUCACCAUGGGUAUGGUGGCUGGGACCACUAUGGCCAUGUCGGCAGGUACCCUGCUUACUGCCCACUCCCCAACUCCUGUUGCCCCCCACCCAGUCACUGUGCCCACGUAUCGGGGUCCAGGAACGCCCACCUACAGCUACGUGCCCCCUCAGUGGUGAUCACCUGCAAAUGUUUGAGGAUGGAGCUGUGCAGUCACAUCCUGGAUAUUCCACAGCUGGUGCUGCAGGCCUUGUGCCUCCAACCAGGACUUUCUCUUCUUAAUGCUCUCGACACUUAGCUAAAUACUACUAUGGUCCGGCCUUGCAGAUCUCAGCACCAUUAGUCUCCAACUAACUAUGGGUUGGUCUUAAAGCAAGUCAUGUUUUGGGGCUGCCUGGCAAUUUUUUUUAGCUAACUGUAAUGAUGAAAAGGGAGUAUUAAUGUAUUCUGAAAUCAUAUCUAGUUGAAUGCAUGUUUAAAAAAACAAACACAAAAACAAAGCUUGCUCAAACUACCUGCAGUGAUUGAUGCAAAACCAUCAUAUGCAAAAUCCAAAGGAAUGGAAAAUAUUUUAUAACUUGUAUGUAUCACUAAUGCAGUGUUGUAAUGUAUGCAGAGUCUUAAAGAUGUAAGUGUUAACGUGAAUUUCUUCAUAGAGCAUCUGAAAUCUCUUAAGUGAUUCUUCAUCCUUUGGGGUUGAUGUAGGUUGCCAGUUGGAAACAUGAAAUUUUAGUUUUUAGCCAUCAGUUUAUUUCAUACUGAUUGCACUGGGAGAGAGUGGUAGGGACUGGGAGAGUAUAGGGUGGGCCACAGCUACUUGGGGUAGCCAGGUUAAUGGGCAUCACUAUCUUUUCAUUUAGGUUUGCAGGGUCAGUUUGAUGUAGACAUUCUUAAAAGAUUAUCAUGAGAGACUAGAGUUGUAUGGCCAGUACAUUUAGGGGCAAUUUGCAGUUUGUCCAUCAGCAAACCAGUUUUCUCUGGAUUGCUAUGUGUUACCAUUACAAAGCUCUUUACAGAUAGAGAUGCUGUUUUCUAUAUCUUUAUUGGAAAAGCCUUAUGUAGAAUUAAGUUAUUUUCCUAGGAUGGAAGAUAUGUGAAAUAAACAGAAAAACUUGGAGGA
Myotis brandtii (Brandt's bat) is the source of this 1938-nucleotide messenger RNA. RefSeq names its product family with sequence similarity 168, member B (gene FAM168B). Lineage: Eukaryota; Metazoa; Chordata; Mammalia; Chiroptera; Vespertilionidae. Bases 410 to 997 code for a protein of 195 amino acids. The record is from RefSeq and is a predicted model, not a curated record. The transcript has 7 exons.